GCUCAAGACUCCAUGGGAAACCGAUUGCGCCUGCGUAUCCAGACGUGGCAACGGCAUCAUGGCCUCUUGGAAUCGCCACGGGAGUCGGAUAAGAGAGGUGAAAAUGUUCAUGUUGGUGUUGCUGGUGUGGCUGCUGCCGGUGCUGGAGGCGGUGAAGGUGUCUCCUCUCAUAGAGAAGGUCAGCGACCACAAAGACUUCAAGAAGCUGCUCAGGACGAGAACCAACGUUCUGGUGGUCUACACCAAGACAGCUACAUCAGGGGACUCCCACCUGAAACUGCUAUCAGAUGUGGCCCAGACAGUAAAGGGCCAAGGGACUAUUGCCUGGGUCAACUGUGGAGACUCAGAGGGCCGUAAGCUCUGUAAGAAAGUGAAGGUGGACCCGAGCUCCAAACGCGGAGGAGCAGAGCUACUGCAUUACAAAGAUGGGACGUUCCACACAGAGUACAACAGGCCCGCCACCUUCAAGUCCAUGGUAGCGUUCUUGAAAGACCCAUCGGGACCCCCACUGUGGGAGGAGAACCCUGAGGCAAAAGACAUCGUCCACAUAGAGACAGAAAAAGACUUCAGGAAGCUGUUGAAGAAAGAGGAGAGGCCGGUCCUCUUGAUGUUCUAUGCUCCCUGGUGCGGCGUUUGUAAGAGAAUGCAGCCCAUCUUUCAGCAAGCGGCAACAGAGACCAAAGGGAAAUAUGUACUGGCGGGGAUGAAUGUGCACCCAGCUGAGUUUGACGGCCUCAAGCAGGAGUACAACGUCAAAGGCUACCCGACCUUCUGCUACUUUGAGAAGGGGAAGUUCCUUUACCACUAUGAAAACUACGGAGCCACUGCCAAGGAUAUGGCAGACUGGAUGAAGAACCCUCAGCCCACCCAGCCAAAGACCCCCGAGGUGCCGUGGACGGAGACAGACUCCCCAGUCUUCCACCUGACCGAUGAGUCCUUUGACAGCUUCCUGGAAGAACAUCCUGCAGCCCUGGUCAUGUUCUACGCACCCUGGUGUGGACACUGCAAGAAGAUGAAGCCAGAGUAUGAUGAAGCUGCUGAAAUACUCAACAAGGGUGCAGACAGUCCGGGUGUGUUGGCAGCAGUGGACUCCACAGUGCACAAGGCUGUGGGGGAGCGCUUCAAGAUCUCCGGCUUCCCAACUGUUAAGUAUUUCGAGAAAGGUGAGGACAAGUACACGCUGCCACAUCUCCGAAGCAAAGACAAGAUCAUCGAGUUCAUGCACAAUCCCCAGGCACCUCCACCACCAGAACAGUCUUGGGAGGACAAGCCUUCCAGCAUCAGCCAUCUUGGAUCAGAGGACUUCCGAGAGGCGCUAAAGAAGAAAAAACAUGCUCUGGUCAUGUUCUACGCUCCCUGGUGUCCGCACUGUAAAAACGCUGUUCCCCACUUCACCACGGCAGCAGAGCUCUUCAAAGAGGACCGCAAGAUUGUGUACGCCGCUGUGGACUGUACAAAAGGACAGAACCACGAGCUUUGUAAGCAGGAAGGAGUGGAGGGCUACCCAACAUUUAACCACUACAACUAUGGCAAGUUUGUGGAAAAAUACAAUGGAGAUCGUGGGGAGGCGGGCUUCAUAGGUUUCAUGCGCAGCCUAAGAGGACGUGAUCAGGAAAAGGUUGUCAAGAGAAAGGAGGAACUCUGAGGGUGGCGUGCAGGUGCAGGGAGGGGGGAGUUGCACUGCACAGUUUGUCAUUGCACUGUGACCCUUGAUCCUGGCAAGGGCCCAAUCAGCACUGACGUGGGAGACUUGAUGACCUCAGCGAAAGGCUAUUUUUUUAUACCGUGGUGAUCACAUUUGUAAUAAUACCAACAGAGUACCUACAGUGAGACCGACCACUUCAGACUUCUUUUUUUCAUGGAUAUUCUGAUGGGCAGAAAAAUACACUGACAAAAAAGUGAUUUAUUUUCUUUUUUUGCCCAAACACUGUGACUACAUAUGUGAAAAGCUACACCCUAUACGUUAUCUAUGCAAUGCUGACCCCUGCGUAGCUCUGCGGGGGUCUGUGUAACGGAUUGACACCCGUGGUGGUAGGCAUCAAUAGUUAAAGGUGGAGGCUGCACUGUCCGUCACUCCACAGGGGUCCAAAUCCAGUCCCAUCAACCCCGCUCUGUCUCUAGAAAGAGACAUACACCUGUUGGUUCCAAUAUUUUUACCUUCAUGUCUUAAGUCCAGAACCAUCCAGAAUAUUGAUUUGUUAUCCUCACAGAUCAGUUGGGAGAUAACUGCAUUUAACACUUAACAUUUAAAAAAAAAGCCUAAGCUUGUACAGUAAAAUGUGAAGUGCUACUGUAGUAAUAUUGUACUGUAGCAGUGAUAUCAUGGCCAAAGGGUCAAUAUUCUGUAUGGUUCAACGCUCUUGUGAUUAGUUUUGCUUUUAGAAAGGACUUACAAAUUGUUGUUUGCUUAAAACUGUGGCCUUAAAGAUAUAAACAUGAAAACAUGCUGGAAUUGCAGAAAUAUAAAAUGAUAAAAAAGUGGAAGGCAAUCAGAGGCCUGGUGCCCUUACAAUUCCCCUCAUGGACCAGAGCACGUCAGCGUAGAAAAAAAAACUAGAACAUGAAAUGCCAAAUAUUUCUUGUGCAUCUCUUGAUAUUUUCAUGCGUUGUACAUUUCCAAAUAUUAACAACAUUCAGAGAUGUAGUGAUUUAACAAAGGUAGGGCUCAUUUACAUACAGUAAGCAUGGGAGAUGCUCAAGUAGAGUAUGGAGGCUAAAUAUUGCAUGAUGAUCAUAAAAUGUCCAAAUCAUAACACUGAACAUCCACACAGGUGUUUAUAGUUAAUGUGGCUGAUUGGACUUUUUCCAGGACUUUGUGGGUGUGAUUAGACUGAAUGAUUGACAUCUUCCUGAGUCCACUGUUAAUGUUGUUGCACCAGUUAGGGCGGGACAAAUGACACCUUUUGUCAUCCUUAUUGGUAGAAAGAAUUUGUGACCUAAUAAGUUUCAAAGCUCCGGCCCACCUUCAACCUGAAAAGAGUCUAAUCAGCCAGCAUAACUUUAAGGGAGGCUUUUGUCUGUUUUAUGCCCAUGUGUUUCCACCACCUUUGCUAAACUGAAUUACACCAAGGAGCCAAAAUGACAAUACUCAGUCUCAACCGUUUUGUCUUGAUCUAUGUCUGCCUGCCAUCAUCGGCCUGGAAUUUGCUCUGCUUGAGUUACCUUGGACAGUGCUCUCCCAUGCCUUCCAUCAUACUCCAAGAGAUUAUCUCAUAGUACAUCCAAGGAAAAAUGAAGUAAGUGAAGUCUCCAGACCCCCUCCCACUUCUGGCAGCAUAACACCAUGGUCAUUACCUUUGUGGCCACUAUAAAUAUUUAAAAAGCGUAUCUGUAGCUGAACUUGUGUUUUAUUAUUCAAGACUUUGGUUUCUUUCAUUAUGAAUAAGGUUCUCAGGGAUAGCGAAACACAAUUAAAGGGAACUAGUUUGUUAGUUUGUAAUUUUGCAUUCCAGCUGAAUAUUUUUGAACCCGUAAGUCGCCAAAUUAAAUAUUGUUUUUUAUAUCCCAAGUAAAAAAAAAAAAAAAAAACAUUUGAGUUGUCCUUUUUCUGUGCUACAUCAUGACGACAUGAAUUUAUUGUAAGAGGUAUUGUCAGUAGAUGUUACUGAACCAUUUCUUGUCAAACAUUAUCAUUGUGAUUUUUAAUGGACUCAUUCAAAGUGAAACUGUUUCAAAUGUUCUGGCUGGCACCAAACACUUGUUUUGUGUUCAAUGUGACCAUUAACAUUUCAUGGUAUGCAAGAGCAUUUUGAAAGAGCGCUUUACACAGGUGUUGACAUAUCGCUGUAAUUAGAUGUUUAUUCUCCUCUCGAGGGGAAACGAUUAGUUUUCUUUGCCGUGUCUUAUCCCAAAGGUAUCCAUGUUGUGUGGGAACUUGUCACACUUAUGCCAAGAAGUCAUUGUUUCCAUUAUUGAUUUUUCUGUGCCCAGCAGUACGUACCGUUUUCCCCUUGCAGUAAGAACCUUGCGAGUUAAAAUAAAUAAAUAAAUUCAGACAUUUCCAAAAU
This is a messenger RNA of Sander lucioperca (pikeperch), 4007 nucleotides long. It is a transcript of the gene pdia5, whose product is annotated as protein disulfide isomerase family A, member 5. Bases 59 to 1645 code for a protein of 528 amino acids. NCBI's taxonomy places the organism in Eukaryota, Metazoa, Chordata, Actinopteri, Perciformes, Percidae. Gene Ontology annotation, biological process: protein folding. The record is from RefSeq and is a predicted model, not a curated record. The transcript is spliced from 17 exons. Gene Ontology annotation, cellular component: endoplasmic reticulum. Gene Ontology annotation, molecular function: protein disulfide isomerase activity.